AUGAAUACCAACCACUAUAAGGCCGAAGAUGCGGCUCUCGAAAAAGCCGGGGAGGACUCCGAUGUUGAAAACCUCGACGAUGAAGAAUUCACCCCCGCGCCUCUCCCACAACUCACAAACGAGCCUCAGGGCCAUCCGGAUUCCUGCCUAAGCCUCUCCCUCCCUCUCAUCAGGGCGCUUCACACCCAGCUGCCGCCGGCGCCGGACCUCGUCCUCUCCAUAGGCAGCGGGACGGGCCUCGUCGAGGCGCUCCUCGACUCCCUCGCCGCCGAUGACCAGGACCGCGACCCGCCCACUCGGAAAACUCCUCGCCACACGGCGGCGGCGCUCAACCUCGCGAGCGUCGAGAUCGCGCCCAGCCCAAACAGGUACCACGCUGCUCACCGCCAUCACACCGUCCCGGGGACCUGGGCUCUCGACCCGGCUGCGGGACGGGCAAAGGCGUGGGUUUUUGUGUAUCCGAAGCAGGUGGCCCUUGUGCAGAGUUACAUGGCGUCGUCGUUCGCGUCCGGCGAGAAAGGGGCCGUGGAGGUGGUGUUGUAUGUUGGGCCGAGGAUGGACUGGGAUGAUUUCCGGGGUGCGUUUGCGCCGUUUGCCGAGGAUAUCGAGGUCUGGGGGGAGGAGAGGAUGGAGGAGGUUGGGGGGCGGGCUUGGGAGUGCGUUGCUGUUGUGAGGCUGAGGAGGUGA
Messenger RNA from Colletotrichum orchidophilum, 687 nucleotides. RefSeq lists its product as uncharacterized. The transcript has a single exon. Lineage: Eukaryota; Fungi; Ascomycota; Sordariomycetes; Glomerellales; Glomerellaceae. The coding region runs from base 1 to 687 and encodes 228 amino acids. The record is from RefSeq and is a predicted model, not a curated record.